AUGGUGAAACGGAAAUCCGACGACAGCGCGCCCUUGCUGUGGAAAAAUGCCAAACUGCAAUGCCAAGUUAUUCACGACAGUAACGUUACCGACACUCACCCGCUGCACUCAACGUACUCACCACCAUUAUCUCUAGCUUGCGAAACGAGCAGUGCUGUCCCCGAAGAUAUUAAUUACGACAGCGAUGGCAGGAUUAAUAGCAGUGCUGCUCCUAACAGCCCUGAAGCUGACGAUGGCGAGACAACAACCGCAGCGAACGAAAGCGAAAAUAAUAAAGACACCGCUACAAUUAAAGGCUCUUACAGCAUCUUUAUGAUAGCUUGGGAGGAUGCCAAUGGUGAAAAAAAGCAGAUGAAAGAGAUAAAAGGCACUGAGCUUACAUUAAACAUGGAUACCUCGGCCAAUACAGCAAUGUUUAAGCUUUCUACCUAUAUUACUCUAAAAACCAGCAGGCGCAAUAGUAAUAAGCAACGGGUUUAUCUACUUAUACCCCCUGAGCGGAUCAACACUAUAACAACCAAAAUCUCCCCCCAUAGGCGAUCAACAGCAGCAGAUGUGCCCGAUGAUUAUGCACUGCAUUUCUCUUUAACACAAAAGCCUGAUUUCAUAGGCCCUCGCAUUCACCAUAUUGAAUCCAAGCGCGGAACACAAGAACAGCUGGCUUUAAUUCAACGCCUCGCUACGAUUACCGAGUUUACUAUCCAUCUCACCAGCUCUGAUGCUAUCGCACGUAGACGAAAAGAUUUUGAGCUAAUUACGACUAUAUUUUCUCUCGAGAAUCCUAAAAAUCGUCCAUACAAAGAUAAAAAGCAUGGAGAUCUUGCCACGCUGUAUGCAGGCAAGGGAGGCAAGGUUAUUAACAUGGACGAAGGUCUUGCGCAUGCUGAAGCAAGCCUGCCUCCAUAUCCUGGCAGAUUUCUCCGUUCUCCAAUACGUUCUCCUCCAUCACGUUCAAAAAAACGCCGACUUGCUUCUAAUGAACUCCAACGACCUAAUCUCAACAAUGCCAUUCUCAAGCUACAUGCUUCAACCAGUGACAAUCAUACUCGCUUUGAUAAUUCUGAUGAUCAAUAUGUGGACGAAAAACGCCGACGUCCUUCUGAUGAACGCCGACGACCCCAUUCCGAUGUUAAUGAUGACCCUCACAGGUUGUCUUUACUCCAUAGCAUUCAAACCAGCCUUGGUGGCCUUCAUACUCGUCUUGAUGAUAUCGAAAAUCAAUCCAGAACUCGUCAUGAGGACCUUCAUACUCGGCUUGAUGAUAUCGAAAAUCAAUAUAAAACUCGCUUUAAUACAAUAGAGAAAUCUCUUGGGCAAAUUAUGGAUACACUGGAGAACCUAGAUGCUAUCCAUACCCCAUGUCGAUAUAAUUCAGUUGAGAAGGACUCUAUUGGCUCUAUUAUACAAAGGGUGGAUGAAAGCCAUGACGAUUUUUUAACCGAGUUUAACUGGAAAUUUUCCGACGCAAUUGAGGAUCUGAAGAAACAACGUAUUAAAGGGGUGACUGCAAUUAGUGAAGAGUACACAGAGACUGCAGCGAAACUGGAUGACAAAGUAAUUUCUCUUAGGAAGGCGUUACAAAACGCAAGCGACGCCCUGAGCGAGUUUUCUUAAUGAAGUUAUGGAUUAUAAUUGCCUCAGGAUAAUACCGUAGUGAAUUUUCCUCUUUCUUUCAAUGUAAUUCGUCAUUUACCUCUGUGAAAAGGCUGCUACUUAUAUGCUCCGUAGGUUUUCGGGUUUGCUGUCUGGCU
Messenger RNA from Trichoderma asperellum CBS 433.97, 1751 nucleotides. NCBI's taxonomy places the organism in Eukaryota, Fungi, Ascomycota, Sordariomycetes, Hypocreales, Hypocreaceae. The record is from RefSeq and is a predicted model, not a curated record.